AUGGUUUGUAGACAUCCAAAUUGCAAUAAUAAGGGUGCAAUUUGUUGUAGAUGUUAGUUAAAAUAUCAUUGUGAUAAUGGUCACACAUUAGAAUCUUUUAUUCCAUUGGAUGAAGUCUUAAUAUUAUGUUAAACUUAAAAUCCAAAAGCAGAAUACUUUGAAGAUUUAAGUGUUGAUGGAAUGUUAGAAGUAUAAUAAUUAUAAUCUAAUCUUUCAAAUAUUAAUAAUUCCAUUUAAGAAUAGUUGAAAAGAGAGCUAUUAAUUUUAGGAUAAUAUUAAAAGCCCUUUAAAGAUAUAUAUGGCAUCAUAUCUCAUUAUUCACAAAUUGAUGGCGAUACUACAAGAACUGAUGAUGGAACAUAAGGAGGAAUGAAAUCAGAUUUUAUGAAUAUUAUGUAAUUCAUAGCAAACAAAAUUAUUGUUGUUGAUGGAGAGUUUACUAUAGAUUAAUCAGAUAUCAAUAAUUGUUUAACAGAAAUAAUUGAAAGAAAGAGAAGAAAUCUAAACAUUUUACAAAAGUUAAAUCAAAAAUCACAGAAAUAAAUUAAAAUUAUUUCAGCUUUAUUUGAUACAGGUUGUUCUUUUGGAUUAGAUUAACAUAUUCCAAUUUCAUAAUUUAAUUCAUGGAUAUAAGUUUACAAUGUUUAAUAUUUUGAAUAAACUACUUAUAAGGAUAUUAUUUCCUUAAUUAUACCUUAGAAUAGCUUAAUAAUGAUAGGUAUUUUGAAGGAAAAAUAUCUUGAAUUUUGUGCUAUAGACAAAUAUAAAGCUGUUUUUAAAGGAAAGCUUAAUUCAUUUUCAAAAUUAGUUUGGACUUUAAAUGAAUAAAACUUUGGAUGUGAAUGUCUAAAAUGGAAUUUAAAUUAAGUAUUUUUGCAUUAGUAAAUGGAUUAAGCAGAAUAUUUAUAUCAUUUAAAUGACAGAAAAGUCAUAUAUUAUUUAUAAAUCUGA
This is a messenger RNA of Paramecium sonneborni, 951 nucleotides long. NCBI's taxonomy places the organism in Eukaryota, Ciliophora, Oligohymenophorea, Peniculida, Parameciidae. The record is from the annotation of a GenBank genome assembly.